Molecule: messenger RNA, 4677 nt
Organism: Mastomys coucha (southern multimammate mouse)
Lineage: Eukaryota; Metazoa; Chordata; Mammalia; Rodentia; Muridae
Gene: Zmat4
Product: zinc finger matrin-type 4
Exons: 7
Coding region: 700-1389 (229 amino acids)
Molecular function (GO): nucleic acid binding; zinc ion binding
Source: RefSeq, a predicted model, not a curated record
GCAAGCUUGGUUUGAUUGGAUUUUCUGCCAUCGGGUCUGCCCUAUCCGCUAUACCUUGACCUGCCUUGCUCAAACUACUGUGACCUUCAAUUCCAGUCCUUCCUCAAACUUUUCUCAUCUUCUCCUGGGCUCCUCUUGCCCAUUCCAUCUCCAUCGGUCUUCUUUGGUGAAAAGAGAAAUGUCGUAGGGUGUAGGAGCCUGUCCUGUUUGACCCUGUGAGCAUCUAUCUGCGCAUCACCCAACUUAGUGAAAAAGAAGCCCUUGCCGUUGACAAAGAAAGUACUUCAUUGAUUAGAUCCUCAACACCCUGGAACACUUUCUUGAUUUGUGUGUCCUGAACAACAGUGGGGAUGGAGCUGAAUUUUAUCUCAGGGUGCUUUACACUCCUAUCAGAGAAAGGCCCAGGUGGGUCCCAGCAGCUCUGAAAGAGAGGCUGGUGGGAGGGGAAGCCAUUGGAAGCUAGUCAGUCUAGACGCUCAGGUGCAUCUGUUCAGGUAGAUGGUGCUGCAGUCCCUGUCCACACUGCUUCUGAUAACUGGUCUUCAAGUACAAAAACUCACCGUGGCUCUUGGUUGGUUCUUUAACAUUCCACAUUGUUGGGACUACAAGGGACUCACUUGCACUGAGACAUUCUUUUUAUCCCGGAGACCGGAGAUCGAUCCUUUCUGUUAACUUUUGCUACAGGGCAGUGCAAGCCUGAUGAAGUCCUCCGAUAUCGAUCAGGAUUUAUUUACAGACAGUUACUGCAAGGUGUGCAGCGCACAGCUGAUAUCUGAGUCCCAGCGGGUGGCCCAUUAUGAGAGUCGAAAACAUGCCAGUAAAGUCCGGCUAUAUUACAUGCUUCACCCCAGGGAUGGUGGGUGUCCUGCCAAGAGGCUCCGAGCAGAAAAUGGAAGCGAUGCUGACAUGGUGGAUAAGAAUAAGUGCUGUACACUCUGUAACAUGUCCUUUACCUCAGCUGUGGUGGCCGACUCACAUUACCAAGGCAAAAUCCACGCCAAAAGGUUAAAACUGUUGCUAGGAGAGAAACCUCCAUUGAAAACCACAGCCGCACCGUUGAAUUCACUUAAGGCUCCUCGAGUGGACACGGCCCCCGUGGUCGCAUCUCCCUAUCAAAGAAGAGACUCAGACAGGUACUGCGGUCUCUGUGCAGCCUGGUUUAAUAAUCCUCUGAUGGCCCAGCAACAUUAUGACGGCAAGAAACACAAAAAGAACGCAGCGCGGGUUGCCUUGCUAGAGCAGCUCGGAACGUCUCUGGAUCUGGGGGAACUCAGAGGUCUGAGGCGCACUUACAGAUGUACCACCUGCAGUGUGUCACUCAACUCCAUAGAACAGUAUCAUGCACAUCUGCAAGGAUCAAAGCAUCAGACCAACCUGAAGAAUAAGUAGUGACAGCAUCAAGCAAGAGCUAAGAAGAGACUCCAGCAUUUCUCGGUGGUAGAGAACUGCUCACCAACCAAGAGAGGAUCCAAAAGAGCAAUGAACAUUUCUUCCAAGGAUUCACAGAUUAACACAUGACCAGUAUUGAGUUUUGAAAGUAAAUAAGAUUUCCUUUUCUUCUUCUCAUUUAGUGGCAAGUUAUACUUGGAUUUAGAAGAAUCCUCUUCUGAUAACAUGUUUAGCACAAAUUUUAAACUGCAAUCACACACAGCAGCUAGUCAGAGCAUUAUUCAAACUUACAAAGAGUGGAAAAUUUAAUUUCCAAUUUCUUCUAGAUUUCCGUAGAGUUGCAAUGUUUAUGUGAGAACCCUUCAUGAUUAUCAUGUAAGCCUCCUAGAUCCAUUAACAAAUAUACUUUUGUCAUCAUGGGGAACAUAGUUGGUGAAGACAACCACAAAAAAAAAAAAACAGAACAAAUUGUGGUUUGUAGAAGUUACAUAAUGAACAGAAAACCAGUCCUUCCUGCUUCACACUGAUGGACCAGCCUUGCCUCUAAAUGCCAGGAGCAUGAACGCAGGUGGGACCGGAGAGGAAGGACCCUCACUCUGGAUCACCUUAAUGGAAAGCGUCUCAAGACAAAGCCAAGUUCUCCUUGCAAGCUGCCAGAUCAUAGCUUAGGAAAAGGAUUACUUUGAUUGCAUGAUGAUCCUAUUAAGUAAAAAUGUUUUCACAGCGGUUGACCUUGAUGUACUGCUUUUCUAAAGGUAUCCAAAGGAGAAUUUUAAACCCCAGAGUGAGAAGUAAUUCUUAGAAAGUUGACCUGGAUUGUGGGCUUUAAUUUGGGGCAGUAAUGAUUUGGUGUGUGUCGGGGGAGGGAGAGAAUGAUUAAAUCCUGAGGAAGUUUCCUUCCCCUAUUUCUCUUCCAUCUUGUUGCUGAGCUGGGAUUCAGUGACUUUGAACAGAACUCCCCUGGGAAGAAGAUGGACCAGGGAACUGAUGCUCCUUGAAGGGAUCAAGUCUGAGCGCAACUGUGAAAUCCCUUCUCCAGGGCUAAGUGCUCUGUGUUGUGCUGGGAAGUGGUGCCUUGCAGUCACUGCAAGACAGAUGCAGAACUUCCUUUCCUGGGCUCUCAGCUGGCUGGAGCAGCCCUUUACACCUUGUGACCACCAAUCGACCGUACGUCAGACUUUUCCAGACAUCAACGCUUUCCACAGAGAUCUGAGGUGGUGACAGCCAGUGAGCAAUAAAUGAAAUGACACGGAAAUGCAGUGUUGUUCUUAAGGUGCCUGUUUGGUUGUGUGAGGAGGUCACAGUCCCUAGGGACCAGACCAUGGCUGCAAAAAGGAAGGUCACACACCGUAUACAGUCAUGCUGCAGGUGGUAAGCAAGAGGGGUGUGGUGACGACAAUUUUAUUUUGCUAUUUUAGAAAGAAGCACACAGAGCUAUAGUCCUCCCUUGAUGGCUUUUCUUCGAAUGUGUGGAAUAAAGCUUUAUUUGUCAAUUCUGCUGUAAAAUAAGCAUAGUCUGAGUUUCUUUUUAAAUCUUUCUCUGUUUCUGUUUAGUGCCAGAGCUCUCUCCCUGAAGUGUUGUAUUUAUUUUUUUUAAUGGCCUAAGAUAGAAAAGCCUAUGAACAUAGAUUUCCUUUGCAUUACAGUGACGCUUUGCCAAGUCCUUUAUAGAUAAGCCUCCAGCUACAAUAAUCAGAUUAUUUCAGAGUGCCUCAUCUAAAUACCAUUGCUCUUUGGCAAGCUGCCACAAACACCCACCAGACAUUUUCUUGGUUUGAUUGCUCUCAAGUUUAUUCAUGUCCAUGCACAUGAGGGGAAUGUCAUCCCAGCUUGCUGUGGGGAUCACAUGGCCAGACUACUACCUGUAAGAAGGCUUGAAAUGCUACUGUGUUCUGGGGACUAUAGAACGGACACACCUUUCCUCCACCAACUGUGCUAUUUACUUUUUCUUUAUUGUGGCUAUAAGGUUAAUUAAAUCUUUCCAGUUUUGUUAUGACUGGAUAGGAGUUGGGUUUAGAGCAAAUGUUUUUCAGGGGCCCCUUGAUUCUCCUGGAAAGAAAAGAGACAAGUGCAAACCUGUCUGUGUCCCUGUAACAUGGAGCUCCCCUAGGAGAGAGCAAUGUGAUUACAAUAAGAACCUUGGGUUAUUUCUGUAACAUUUGAGGAGAACAUAGAAAAAAGUCAUCUAUGAGAGAGGAGAGCUGUCCAUAUGGCUGUGUCUAAAGUACCUUGACUAUUCCAGAGUACAGAGUGAUGUCAGCUAACCACAUUAAGUUUUCUGGCCAUAAUGAGCAAAACUCAACACCUACUGGGCUCGUGUUAGGUUGAGAUUUCUUUAAUGGAACAGUCAUUAGCCAUUGAUCUAGGCAUCUCCCUGUUUCUCUUCCUCCUCUUUUCAUUCCAUGAUAUAAUCUCUAGAAUGGAACAUGCAUUGUCCACGUGCUCCACCACUGAAUGCCAUGCUUAGGUGUGAUUCCUCAGUAAACUAAAUCACCCCUUAGUCCUGGCCCUACAAUUUGGAUUUGCUUUACAAAAUUUUCUUCCCCUUUAGUAAGGGUAUAAGCUUGAGGCUAGCAACAUGUGCCAGUGGCCACAAAUGCCAUCAUCGUGAGAUCCAAAUUAACGAGCUCUCCUUAUACAUAGUCUCCACAGUCCAGUGAACUAAUAAAUAUGCUCAUAAAGCAAUCAGCUAAGCAGCGAGUGCUGCGGCGAUUCCUUCUGCUGAUAAAGUAGCCAUAAAACUCUCAUCCAUUGCUGCUGGACUAAAAGACCAAUGGGAAUUGGUCUUUCUUGGCCCCUUAGAUGACAGAGACACAUAAAUUGGAACUGCAAAGAUCUUCACACUGACUGUUGGGGUGAGUUUAUUAGGCCAACUGUACCAAAAAGAAUAAACAAUGGAACCCACAUAUAACACUAGCAUUCCUGUGGAACUCCCCAGGUAGAGAGGCCCCCUUUCUGUCAAAGCCGAGUGAGACAUUUUUGACAAGGCAGUGGGAACACAGGACACUAAACGCCAAUAAGAGGCCGCCGGGUUGUAAUGACAUUCCCCACUAAAUAUCUGUCUUUCUCUUGAUCAGCUUGUCCAGUGAAUUAUUUUUCUUUUGUAAGAAUAAAACUAAGAGAAGUCUGUCUGUCCAACAUAUUAUUGUAGGGGUGGAUGUUCUCCCUACCCCCUUCUGGUUUUGAAUUUGUUCAUAUUCAAGGCAUGUUAAACUACCUCAUAGGUUUGUUGUGUGGAUUAGCUGAUUAAUAAAUAACAACUGAUUAAAAUACAAAUCUGUACGUAAA